Molecule: messenger RNA, 2194 nt
Organism: Podarcis muralis (Common wall lizard)
Lineage: Eukaryota; Metazoa; Chordata; Lepidosauria; Squamata; Lacertidae
Product: amine sulfotransferase-like
Molecular function (GO): sulfotransferase activity
Source: RefSeq, a predicted model, not a curated record
AAAUUGGCGUAGGGAGGAGACAAAAAAAGAAAGGGCUAUUUUGGCAGUGGUUGUCUUAGUACUGGAACGCCUGCCCAAUAGGGCCCAUUGUAUGUGUAGUCCACUCUCUGUAUUAUCAUAGAUGAAGCUGAGGGCAGCAUUCCCUCCAUGGAAUGUCCUUGGGCACCACAUUUCAGCAGCAGUUUCAGUCAGAGCUGGCAAUGGAAGCCAAAUGGGCAUUGAGCAAUAUCUUUCUCUUUACCACCCUGUCUCUCUUUCCCCUCUUCGACAUCCAUUCAACCUCAAACAUACACAGAGCCAUGUGCCCCCUUCAUCCAGCAUCCACUCAUUUUGCAAACACACAUGCAUGCACUGUCUGUCGUCGAGAGAGUAGAACAGAAACAAUCUCUCCUAUGACCCCAGGAACAGUCAAAGGCUAACACUGAAAGGAAAACUGGUUUUGCCCCAGGCAGGCAAGAAAAUAUGUCAUCCCAAUUUCUUGAAGCGGAUCAAGAACUCAGGAGGAAUUAGCAAGAGUUCCCAACAGACUUCAGUCUUUCAUUUCCCCUGGAUCCAUUUACAGGGAGCUGUUUUUUGCUUCCUUCCCACCUUCCCUGAGUACAAGAAUGAGUGUCAGGAUAGCAGCACUGACCAAACUAUGAUGCCAGGCAGCAUAAAGUGAGGCCAAGGGCUGCUAUUUUGCAUGCUGCACACAUGCACUUGAGAAAUAACUGUGUCAGGGUGAAAGAGAAAAGCUUUAUUGUGCAGGGGGAAGCCAGCUUUGAGUUGAAAGCAACACCAUUAACAAAAACAGACAUAAAGUAGGAGGAAAAGAAUGCUUUGUUGCCUCAGUGAUGAGCCAAGUCUCUGUUCUAAGGUGUAAAUGAUGGACCUUUAUGUUGCUCACCUGUGAUGGAAGAGAAGCAUGGGAUUCUGCUAUGGGGUCUGCAAAAAGAGCAAUGGAACCAGAUGAAAAAUAUGUUUUCACAUACAAAGGAUUUUAUUUCCAGCCAGAUUUGGUUUCAGUGGAGUACUUGGAUACCCUGGAGGAUUUUGAAAUAAGAGACAGUGAUGUAUUUUUAGUCACUUAUCCAAAGUCAGGCACAAUAUGGACCCAAAAUAUUUUGAGCUUGAUUUAUCAUGAAGGUCAUCGAGAUGGAACCGAAAAAGUCGACUUACUAGACAGGGCUCCGUGGCUGGAAUACAAUAUCCGCAAUGUGGAUUAUGUCAGUCGCCCAUCACCUCGCCUCUUUGCUUCCCAUCUACCAUACUAUUUAGUACCCAAAGGAUUAAGGAACAGAAGAGCAAAAGUUGUUUAUGUGGCCAGAAACCCAAAGGAUGUCAUGGUUUCCUUUUACCAUUUUUCCAAAAUGGCAGUCAAAUUUGAAGAGGUAGAAGAUUUUGGAAUUUUCAUGGAGAGGUUUUUGGCUGGAAAAGUACUUGCAAGUUCAUGGUUGGACCAUGUGGAAGGCUGGUACACUCACAAGGAUGACUUCAAUAUUCUAUUUCUUACCUAUGAAGAAAUGAAGAAGGAUCUAAAAAGCUCUGUAUUGAAACUAUGCAACUUCCUGGGAAAGAGACUGACGGAAAAGGAGGUGGAUGCUGUUGUGGAUCAGGCUACAUUUAAUAAAAUGAAAGCAGAUCCCAGGGCAAAUUAUGAGUUCAUGCCACUGGAUAUCCUGGACCACAGCAAAGGACCUUUUCUUCGCAAAGGCACUGUUGGAGACUGGAAGAACAUGAUGACAGUCGCACAAAGUGAAAGAUUUGACAGUGUUUUUAAGAAGAGAAUGGAAAAGCUGCCCUUCAAGUUCUGCUGGGACAUCAAUGAGGAAUCAUGAGUCUACCUUUAGCUUGGAAGGAUGAAAUAAAGUGCACUGUAUGAAUUUAAUCCAGGCCUAUUUGUAAGAGUUAGCAAAAAAACCCCAAAAAAACUUUCAUAUGGAUGGGUUAAUAGCUUCCUAAAGUUCGAAUAUGAGCAAUAUUUUUUUUAAACACACACAAUAAAAUUACAUUUGUACUGCCCACUUUUUCUCUUUCUACAUUCCAAUAUGUCCUAAUUUCUGACCCCAUGUGCAAAAGUUAAGGAAUAAUAUCUAUUGGGAUUAGUAAUUGUGUUUUAAUUUGGCAAUGUUAUAAUGAGGCUACUAUUGGAUUAUUGUAAUUGAAAUUUAAUAAAAAAUAUUGCUAAAAUAAGCAAACUAACCAACUAUUGGUG